This is a messenger RNA of Diospyros lotus (date-plum), 2664 nucleotides long. RefSeq names its product ABC transporter G family member 22-like. Gene Ontology annotation, cellular component: membrane. Gene Ontology annotation, molecular function: ATP binding; ABC-type transporter activity; ATP hydrolysis activity. The transcript has 11 exons. The coding region runs from base 170 to 2395 and encodes 741 amino acids. Lineage: Eukaryota; Viridiplantae; Streptophyta; Magnoliopsida; Ericales; Ebenaceae. The record is from RefSeq and is a predicted model, not a curated record.
AAUUGCUUCUUUAUAAGAGGCACGGAUGCAGCAGCAGCAGCAUGGAUCUAUGCAAAGCUAUUUGCAGAUAGUUAAAGCUGGUACCUUCAGUUUUUCCCUCUCCACCCAUCUCAACUUUCUUUCUUCAUCUUCACCCCAGUUCCAUUUUCCCGGAAAAUAAUUGAAGAAGAUGGAAACAGCAAACUCGAGUUCGGGAAUAUUUAGGACCACGUCAGAUCAGUUGGCGGAGACGGCAAUGGUGGUGGGAAUGAAGUCGUCGGCGUCAAGCGAGGCGGUGGGAGGGGCUGAGACCGCCGUAACCCUAUCGAGGAGAGCCAGCAAGAGGCUGACGGCGGCCUCGCCGGGGAGAGCCAGCAGCAGCAACAGCAAGAACACGCACAUUAGGAAAUCAAGAAGUGCCCAAUUGAAGCUGGAGCUCGACGACGUGAACAGCGGAGCCGCCCUGAGCCGGGCCUCCAGUGCCAGCCUGGGACUCUCCUUCUCCUUCACCGGCUUCACUAUGCCGCCGGAAGACAUGGCUGAUUCAAGGCCGUUCAGUGAUGACGACAUUCCUGAGGACCUUGAAGCUGGCACACGUAAGAUGAAGAUUCAAGCGGAACCAACCAUGCCGAUACAUCUCAAGUUCACAGAAGUGACGUAUAAAGUGAUUCACAAAGGAGUGACAUCAACCUCAGAGAAGAAAAUCCUAAAUGGGAUUUCUGGUUGUGUGAAUCCCGGUGAAGUUUUGGCAAUGAUGGGACCUUCAGGAAGCGGAAAGACUACACUCCUAAGCCUGCUUGGUGGCAGGUUGAGAAAGCCAACCCCGGGUGGUUCGAUCACUUAUAAUGACCAGCCAUAUUCAAAGUAUCUCAAGAGCAGGAUAGGAUUCGUGACUCAAGAGGACGUGCUAUUUCCUCAUCUCACAGUGAAGGAAACGUUAACUUAUGCAGCUCUUCUACGGCUUCCAAAGGCAUUGACAAAACAGGAAAAGGAAAAAAGAGCCACAGACGUAAUCUAUGAGCUGGGAUUGGAGAGGUGCCAAGACACUAUGAUUGGCGGCUCCUUUGUUCAGGGAAUUUCAGGGGGAGAGAGGAAGCGUGUCUGUAUUGGCAAUGAGAUCAUAAUCAACCCUUCUCUUUUGUUUCUUGAUGAGCCAACCUCCAGCCUGGAUUCUACUACUGCUCUGAGGACUGUUGAAAUCUUACAAGAUAUAGCUGAGGCUGGGAAAACAGUGAUCACCACCAUCCACCAGCCAUCCAGCAGACUAUUCCACAAAUUUGAUAAGUUAAUCCUUCUGGGAAAAGGGAGCUUGCUUUACUUUGGGAAGGCAUCAGAAGCAAUGGUUUACUUCUCAUCCAUAGGAUGCUCCCCGUCAAUUUCCAUGAAUCCAGCAGAGUUCCUAAUAGACCUUGCAAAUGGGAACAUAAAUGAUGUCUCCAUGCCCUCAGAAUUGGAGGACAAGGUGCAAAACUCAGGCACAGAGGGCAGGAAAGGAAAGGCCUCUCCUGCAGUUGUAUAUGAGUAUCUUGUGGAGGCUUAUGAGACACGAGUUGCAGACAAUGAGAAAAAGAAACUCAUGAUUCCUCUACCAAUUGAUGAAGAACUGAAGGCAAAAAUGUAUAAUUCAAGGAAAGAAUGGGGAGUGAGCUGGUGGGAACAGUUCUCAAUCUUAUUCAGGAGAGGACUCAAAGAACGGCGUCAUGACUAUUUUAGCUGGUUGAGAAUUACACAGGUUCUCGCAACUGCUGUCAUUUUGGGGUUGCUAUGGUGGCAGUCAGAUGGUGACAGCCCCAAAGAAUUGCAAGAUCAGGCAGGCUUGCUUUUUUUCAUUGCUGUCUUCUGGGGUUUUUUCCCAGUCUUCACAGCAAUAUUCACUUUUCCUCAAGAAAGGGCCAUGCUGAACAAGGAACUUGCAGCCAACAUGUACAGACUAAGUGCAUAUUUUGUGGCUAGGACUACCAGCGACCUACCACUGGACCUUUUGCUACCAGUUCUUUUCCUUCUUGUUGUCUAUUUCAUGGCAGGUUUGAGAAGCAGUCCUGGUCCGUUUUUCUUAAGCAUGCUAACAGUGUUCCUCUGCAUUGUCGCAGCUCAGGGACUUGGACUAGCAAUUGGGGCUUUACUAAUGGAUCUAAAGAGGGCAACAACAUUGGCCUCUGUAACAGUAAUGACCUUCAUGUUAGCCGGUGGAUACUUCGUGAAGACAGUUCCAGUAUUCAUAUCAUGGCUCCGCUAUCUGUCUUUCAACUAUCAUACAUAUAAGCUUCUUCUGAAGGUGCAGUAUGAACACAUCACUCACUCGAUCAAUGGUAUAAAAAUAGACAGUGGUGUAAAGGAAGUCAGUGCGCUGCUAGCAAUGGUCAUUGGUUAUCGUCUCCUGGCAUACCUAUCACUGCGAAGAAUGAACCUCCGCUAGGGAGCUUAGAAGGGUGACAUUUUUUGGGCAAAGAAAAAGAUGAUAAAAUUAUUAGCUAGCUCAAAUAUCAGUCUUCCACUCAAAAGUGCUAUUUUUGAAGACUUAAGGCGCACAAGGUGAGAAACUGGCAACUAGCCAAAGCCACUGAUUGAGACAACUUUAUCAAGAGCUAUAACAUAGCAAAAUAUAGCAUCAAUAUUACAUAUUAUCAUAGACUUUUAUGGGAUGUAACUAUGCAAAGUUUCCUAUAUGGAUGGUUUUUACAUGAA